AUGGAGUUACUGCUGGGGACAUUGUGGCUGCUUUUGGCCCAAAGUGUCGCUGCCUGUUCACAUCAGGAGUUUACCUGCGGUGAGGGACUUUGUGUGGCUUUAGACACCGUCUGUGACUUCACCGAAGACUGUGGAGAUGGCAGCGAUGAAGAAAAUUGUUCUACAUAUACAAGAUGUGAUUUCGAAGAUGGUUUCUGUGAUCUGAUUCAAAGCCCGGAAACCCCCUUCAGAUGGAACAGAACAAAUGAGGCCUCAGCUCUUAAACAGGAUCACAGAAACACCUCAGCCCACUUUCUGACCCUUUCACCUGUUGGAGAAAAUGAGACCACUGCAUCCCUGAUGAGUCCACUCUUCCUGCCUACUCACAACUGCCAGGUGGUAAUUCGAGGGGAGCUUUCAGCCAGAAGUCAAGCCUCUGAGAUCUUAGCAAUUGAUGAUUUAUCUUUCAGUCCCGGAUGCACGGUUCUGCAUGAGGGCAGCAUCCCCAGUCCUCCUCUGUGCCCUCCCUCAUGGUUUGCCUGUGAUGGAGGGGAGUGUAUCGAGGAGAGCAAAGUGUGUGACUUCACAACACACUGUCCCAAUGGAGAGGAUGAAGCCAGCUGCCCCUCUGAAUGUAACUUUGAAAACGGUUCAUGCGGCUGGUAUGAGCUCACUCCUGGAGAUGGUUUUGACUGGAUCAGAGGCUCAUCUGACAAUGUACCACCAGACUACUAUGAUCACCCACCACUACUGGACCACACCACUAACGACACUAACGGUCAUUUCAUGUUUGUUCUGAAAAACAGCAGCAGUCUCUAUCCAAAAGCUGUUCUCAGAGGUCCCUGGUUUAAACAAUCAGCCUCAAGAUGCACAGUGACUUUUUGGCACUAUAACUCGGGUGUAUCUGUGGGGGCUGCUGAAAUGUCCAUUCGAUUCAAAGGAACUGAAAACACAACUGUCAUUUGGACGACCCUGUACGAUCAAGGACGACGGUGGAACCAGGUUACCGUUCAGCUGGGCCGCAUCACCGAGCCCUUCCAGAUUGCUCUGGCUAAAAUCAGCCUCGGUGUGUUCGAUGGCAUCUCUGCUUUUGAUGAUAUCUCCUUCAAGGACUGUUCGAUGCCACCGGCAGUGGCUGUUUGUCCUGAGCCCACACAUUUUCAUUGUGUGCACACCAAAGCAUGCGUGGAGCGCCUGUUUCUCUGUGACCUUGUGGAUGACUGUGGGGAUGGAUCAGAUGAAGAAGGAUGUUCUCCAGAAAUUCAGUGUGACUUUGAAGAGGGACUAUGCAACUGGAAGCAGGAAACAAGCGGAGAGGACGUGUUUGACUGGACCCGCAUGCAAGGUCCAACUCCGACCUUGAACACAGGCCCUUGGAAGGACCACACUCUCGGGAAUGUGUCAGGCCACUACCUCUACAUUGAGUCUUCCACCCCCCGGGAGUUUAACGACAAAGCUGUGCUUCUGAGCCCAGUCUUUGAACCUACCUUCCAGCCAGGAGAGGAUACGGAUUCGUCCAGCCUCCAUCGAUGUGCCUUUCGCUUCCAUUACUGCAUGUUUGGGUCACAUGUGUUCAGCCUGGCAGUGUACCUGAGGACCACUGCCACAGGCCGUGGCCUGCUGCUCUGGGUAAAAUAUGGAAACCAAGGAAAUGUAUGGCACAGGAGGACUCUCUACCUGCACAGUGCUCAACCUUUCCAGAUAUUAAUUGAAGGCACAGUUGGAGAUGAUUUUGAAGGAGACAUUGCAAUUGAUGAUCUUUCCUUUCUGGACUGUCACCUGUUUGAUGGAGAGCUGCCCUCAGUCAUCACCCCUACACUGACCACUCCAACCCCCACGUUUAUACCCCACAGCUGCCCUGCGGGGCAGUUUGUAUGUGGAACGUACGGAGAGUGUAUUCUUCUCAACCAAGUGUGCGACUUCAAAAAUGACUGCUCUGAUGGAUUAGAUGAAACAAACUGUGUAAAGGAAAAGUGUGAUUUUGAAGGGGGGGAUACUUGCGGCUGGAAAGUCGUCAGCAAUUCUUUCAGUGUAAGCCAUGCAUUUCGCUGGGCGGCUGACCAGGGGGAAAGCAUUCAUGAUGGAGAGCAGAACCACCGUCCAACAAAUGACCACACUCUUAACAUCCCUAAGGGUUGGUAUAUGUAUGCAGACAGCUCAAACGGUGCCUAUGGUCAGAUCUCUGAUCUCCAAACACCAGUCAUCUCCUCCACCGGACCCCAGUGUACUCUGAUGUUCUGGUAUCACAUGAGUGGAUUCACUGUUGGAACCCUGCAAGUGCUGCUCAGGCACAAAAACACGAGCCAUGUGGUUUGGUCUCAAACUGGUAACCAAGGCAACAGAUGGAGACCGGCUGAAGUGUUUUUGGGGUUAUUAAAUGAUUUUCAGGUUGUGUUCAGGACAAAACGAGGGAUCAGCUACAUGGGGGAUGUAGUGAUUGAUGAUGUCAGCUUCCCGAAUUGCUCUCCUCUUCUUCCAUCAGACCAGCCGUGCACACCAGAGCAGUUUGCCUGCUCUAAUGGCCACUGCAUCCCUAAGGACAAUUUGUGUGACUUCAUUAACCACUGCGGGGACAAUUCAGAUGAGGACCUUUUCAUCUGCAAGGGCUUCAGCGGACGCUGCAAUUUUGAAUUUGACCUCUGUUCUUGGCACCAGUGCCAAGAGGAUGACUUUGAUUGGCGGAUCAAAGCAGGCAGCACCCCGACUAUUGGGACAGGACCAUCCAGUGACCACACUCUGAGAGAUCCAUCUGGACACUACCUCUACCUGGAGAGCUCAUUCCCUCAGGCAGUGGGUGACACGGCCCGGUUAAUUGGACCCUUACUGAGCAGAAGGAGUUCACAGUGCAAGAUGCGUUUCUACUAUCACAUGUCUGGAGAUGGUGUUGGGACGCUCAGUGUUUUUACUAAAACUGAGGGAGCUUUUCACCUCCUGCUGAACCUGACAGGAGAUCAGGGUAACUACUGGAAAAUGAAAGAGCUCCAGCUGAGGUCCUCCACAGACUUUCAGGUCGUGUUUGAAGGCAAGGUUGGGCGCAGCGAAAAGGGGGACAUCUGCCUGGACGAUAUCUCCUUCUCUCUAGGAUGCCUCCUCUCCCCUUCAGCCUCCAUAACACACAGCACUCCUCCUCCGUCUGUUCCUCCAACAGGGUUCUGUCCACCAGGCGCAUCUGUUUGUGGAAAAGGCCAGUGUUUCACACCAGAGCAGAGGUGUGACUUUGAGGAUGAUUGUGGCGAUGGUACGGAUGAGAAAGACUGUGGCACCUCCUGCUCUUUUGAGAACGGCCUCUGUGGCUGGAAGAGCUCACUGGCUGAUAACUUUGAGUGGGCACUUGGUACCGGAUCUGUACAAAGUAUACGGCCACCAUUCGAUCACACGCUGCAGGAUGAAAACGGCCAUUUUGUGUAUUUGGAGGCGACGCCGGUGGGACUGAAAGGCGACAGAGUUCACAUAAAGAGUUCGGUUUGGAAAGAAUCAAGUGCUAUCUGCAAGCUGUCCUUUUGGUACUAUCUUUCCGAUAAGGCCUCAGGGACCAUCCGGCUACUGAUCAAGACUGAGAACAGCAUAAUUGAGAUGUGGAAUAAGACGGGGCAUAAAGGGAACCAUUGGAACCGUGUUGUGGUCCCCCUAAGGAAGCUCAGGAACUUUGAGGUGAUUUUCGAGGGGAUCCGCUCCAAAGAUCUGAGCGGAGGAGCCGCCCUGGACGACAUGGAAUACAUCGACUGCGCUCCGAGCACUGUGGAGCCUGGUGACUGUCCUAAACUCACAGACUUUGUGUGUCAAAAUGGUCAUUGCAUAGAGUCCCACUUGGUGUGCGACAAUAAGGCAGACUGUGCUGAUGGAUCGGAUGAGUGGGACUGCGCUCACAUAUUUGGCUCACCGGGUGCUUGUAACUUCAACAUGAAGGAGGACAGGUGGGAGCAGAGAUGCCAGCUUUCUCAGGACGGCGAUGACGACUUUGAUUGGAUGAUCGGCCACAAGACAGAGACAGGAGCUGGACCACAAUCUGACCACAGCCCAGGUCUGCACAUGCUCAGAUGUCAUCCUCAUUUUGUUGGGCACUUUCUUGUAUAUACAGUCGGAUCUGGUGGGGCACCUUUGCUUAUGUGGGCCGCUACUGGAAACCAUGGAAACCAGUGGACAUACGCCAACAUCCUUUUGUCCAACACAGAAGAUUUCAGAGUUACCUUCGAGGGGGAAGUUGGUGGAGACAUGUGGACAGACAUUGCCCUGGAUGACAUUUCAUACACGGCAGAGUGUAUGGUUGGAGGACCAGUAACUCCACAGCCGAUGACCUGUGACCCUGAGCAGUUCCAGUGUGCAUACUCCUUCCAGUGCAUUUCAAAGAGCUGGUGGUGUGACGGGUUGCCGGACUGUGCAGAUCAGUCUGAUGAAGAGCUCUGCCCAACAGCCCUGCCGGGGACCGUCCCGCCUCAGGACGGCUGUCCUGCUGAGAGUUUUCAGUGUUCAGACUUCAGCUGCUUCCCUGCCUUACUGCGCUGUGAUGGGGUCUAUGACUGCCCAAAUGGAGAGGAUGAACACAGCUGUCCGUUGCUGCAGUGUGAGCCUGGAGAGCUUGUAUGUGAGAGCUGGCCCGGUUGUAUUCCGCUUUACAUGCGAUGUGACCGCUCCCCCGACUGUCUCCCGUUCCACUCAGAUGAGUCCAGCUGCCAUGAAUGCCCACCAAAGUACUGCCAGGAUCAUGGUUUUUGCCAUAUUAAGGAACACGGACCUGUCUGCUUGUGUGAGCCUGGAUGGUCGGGCAAUCGCUGCCAUGUAAGGGAGAAACCAUCUCUCACCACUUCAUCCCCAACUCUAGAAUCAACACAGCUCGAUUCUGUGUAUGCAGGCAUCGGCAUUGGGUUAGUGCUGCUCCUAGCUGGAGUUGCCGUUUGCUUCCUCGCCCUGUGCAAGAGAAAAUGUGGCCUUAUAAAAGAUGACCCAAUGAAAUAUGGCAUGAUGGAUAAUCCAAGCUUUGACUGGGGAGCAGAGCUCCCAUCAGAGGACAAACGUCCAGACGGUUGUCCCAACAUUAACCCCAAAAGGAGUAAUGGUCCUGGGCUUUCAAUCAGUGUCUACCCCUGGAGAAGAGAGCUGGAGCAGGGUUCAAACUGGAAAGAUGCCAAGCUAUCCUUCUCCAACCCAUUGUACAAUUACCCCAGUGACACUAAUGGCGCUGGCAACAGAGCCUCUGAAGAAUAAAAUCAAUGGACUUGAUGGAUUGGUUUUUUGGGGACAUGUUUGCUGAUGGCAGAGUGUUGAUCUGAAUUAAGGAGAGAAAAACUCACCCAUGUCACAUAGAUCUGAACCUGUACAUCACUCAUUUUGAAAAUGAUGAAGAUAAUUCCUAAAAUAUCUCAACAAAUGUUUUUAUUUUGUAAAUAUAUUUGUGACCAUGUAUUACAAACACAACAAGUAUGUGUUUUGAUAUUGUAACCAGACUAAAUAAAUAGCAUUAAGUCAUUCCUACUGCUCUUGUUGCCCCAUUGAAAUAAAGGAUUAUCUUAACACUAGUGUCGAUAUAGACCACAUCCAGAAUACUUUUCUAAUUUACAGUUAUAUACAGUGCUUGACUUCUGUCCAGACUUCAUUUCAGCUGGUCAUGACAGCAAGGAGACAUUUGAACUAAAUUAAAUCACUAGGUAAGGAUACAAACCUUUGAGAACAUUACUGUGCAAUAAUUUCAUUUUCAUUACACCUGGCUGUAUCUGUGCACAUCAAUAGACUGAACUUUUUUUCCCCUCUGAAACUGUAUAACUGGGAGAUCAUCUGUGAACAUAUAUGCUAAACCUUUUGCAACAUUGCCAUAUUAGAUUCAAGUUUGGACUUCAACUUAAGCAUUAUAACACUUAACAAUUAUUUCAAGUAGAAAUAAUAAUCAAUUAUUUGUAGCUUUGCCUGUUUUUUUUUUUUGUUUGUUUGUUUGUUUUUUUGGUUCGAUCAUCCUAAACCCCAGUUUCAAGUCUUUUCCAGCCUCUAAAAUUGUCUUGUUCCUUUGGCAAAGUGUCUCACUUACCUCCUCAAUUCAAAAAAAAAAAAUGAAUUAUUGCGACUUCAUGUUUUGCGGUUUAUUGAAGUCUGUCAAUAAUUUUUUUCUGCCUUAGGAAAUGAUAGGAACAAUCAUGUAUAGCUCUACAGAUGUUAACAUGAUGCAUGGGAGGUUGUCUUUUAGUUCAACAUUAAACAAAAUGUAUUAAUUGUCUGAUGUUUGCCUGUUUCUUGAUCCCUGCAGAGUCCCUGUG
Molecule: messenger RNA, 6221 nt
Organism: Cyprinodon variegatus (sheepshead minnow)
Lineage: Eukaryota; Metazoa; Chordata; Actinopteri; Cyprinodontiformes; Cyprinodontidae
Gene: malrd1
Product: MAM and LDL receptor class A domain containing 1
Exons: 31
Coding region: 1-5181 (1726 amino acids)
Biological process (GO): nervous system development
Cellular component (GO): membrane
Molecular function (GO): protein binding
Source: RefSeq, a predicted model, not a curated record